Messenger RNA from Cyclopterus lumpus (lumpfish), 1239 nucleotides. It is a transcript of the gene med8, whose product is annotated as mediator complex subunit 8. The transcript has 7 exons. Lineage: Eukaryota; Metazoa; Chordata; Actinopteri; Perciformes; Cyclopteridae. Gene Ontology annotation, molecular function: transcription coregulator activity; RNA polymerase II cis-regulatory region sequence-specific DNA binding. Gene Ontology annotation, cellular component: mediator complex; core mediator complex. Gene Ontology annotation, biological process: regulation of transcription by RNA polymerase II. Bases 91 to 891 code for a protein of 266 amino acids. The record is from RefSeq and is a predicted model, not a curated record.
ACGUGCUUUUAUUUUGACACGGUUAACCGGAAGUGUUUCUGCCUUGACUGAUUUAGAGCAUUUCACUGUUGGCUUGUAACUACUUCAACAAUGCAGCAGCGGGAGGAGAAGCAGUUGGAGGCGGCGGUGGAGUCGCUCGCUUCUCGGGUCGCACACGUCAAAAACGCUCUGCACAGUUUCAUUUAUAAGCUGGAAAAUGAAUACGAGCGAUUAACAUGGCCUUCUGUUUUGGACAACUUCGCCCUGCUCUCCGGUCAGCUGAACAGCAUCAAUAAACUGCUGAAGAACGAGAAGACACCGUCCUUUCGCAACCAGGUUAUAAUACCGCUGCUUCUGUCCCCAGACCGGGAUGAGGAUUUAGCAAAACUCACAGAGCAGCGUGUCCCAGUGUUCAGUCAUGAGAUUGUACCAGACUACUUGCGGACCAAGCCUGAUCCCGAGGUGGAGGAGCAGGAGAAACAGCUGAGUGUAGAGGCGGCGCGAAUUGGCCCAGAGGCGGCACAGAAGCAGAUCCAGACGUUGAAUAAACUUUGUUCCAAUCUGCUAGAGAAGCUGAACAAUCCUCGUGAUGACAGAGACUCAGAGAGUGCAGCAAUACGACAGAACAAACCAUCAUUCAACCCUGCUGACACUAACGCGUUGGUCGGCGCAGUUGCAUUUGGAAAGGGGCUUUCCAAGUGCAGGCCUCCUGGUCCAGUGGCCCCUGGACAUCCGGGACAAGGACCCAUGAUGAGUGGUGGUCCAACCUUGCAGCAGGUCACCAUUGGUGGUGGUUCAAGCCAGCAAGCAGGUAUGGGAGGACCUGUGGCUCCACAGCAGCAAGGGCAGCCAGGAAAAAUGCCGAGCAGCAUCAAGACAAACAUCAAAUCUGCCCAUCCUUAUAACCGAUGAGCUUGUUCUUUUUUUUUUUAAUUAUUUUUUUGGUUAUGUUCAUAAGCAUCUGUUACGUUUCAGAGAUUCGCCAACAGCAUUGACAACAAUUUGUAACCCUCUCCUUUUGUAACUUUAUAAAAAACAUUAUUUUUCAUAGAAUGGACCAACGUCUAUAAAGUUAUUACUACUCUGUUCUGCCUAAAGCUUUUAGAGAUCAUUUUUUGUGUGAAAUGAUCUCAAACACAAAAUGUUAAUAUUUGCGACAUCUGAGCCACUAGAUGGCAGUAUGUCAUCAUUUGUGAGAUUAGAAAGGCUUGUAUUUUGUGUACUGUACUUUGUUUUUCAAUAAAAUAUGUGCUUAAAUAA